GAAUCACCAACAUCAAUCAAAGAUGGCUCCUUCUGCACUGUCACUGAAACUGUGUAUCUUAUUAUCCGUUCUGGGGAUUCUGGCCUGUCAAGCCGCUUCCCGUCCCCUUGCCGAGGCAACCGCGAUGAGGAAGCACGAGCGGUGGAUGGUGCGCUAUGGACGAGUGUAUGCAGACGAGGCGGAAAAGGAAAGGCGGUUCAAGAUAUUCAAAGAGAACAUGGAGCGAAUUGAGGGUUUUAAUAGGGCCGGGAAUCGGCCCUAUAAGCUGGGAAUCAACGAGUUUGCAGACCAGACCAAUGAGGAAUUCAGAGCUGCUCGGAAUGGGUACAAAUUGCCGUCUCUUCCGAGAGUAGAGGAAGAGACCGCAUGGUUUAAAUAUGAAAAUGUGAGUGAUGUUCCGGCUAGCAUGGAUUGGAGGAAGAAAGGUGCUGUCACACCUGUUAAGGACCAAGGCCAAUGUGGGAGUUGUUGGGCGUUUUCUGCCAUAGCAGCGACGGAAGGGAUAACUCAGCUGACGACCAAGAAGCUGAUCUCCCUAUCGGAGCAAGAACUGGUGGAUUGCGACGUCGUCAAAGGCGAGGAUGAAGGUUGCGAGGGAGGAUACAUGGAGGACGCCUUCAAAUUCAUAAUUAAGAACAAAGGCAUCGCCUUGGAAUCCACAUACCCGUACACCGCCGCAGACGGCAAAUGCAACGCCAAGGAAGCCGCCUCCGCCGCCGCGCGCAUCUCCGGCUUCGAGAAGGUCCCCAAGAACGACGAGGCGGCGCUGCUCAAGGCGGUGGCGAACCAGCCGGUUUCCGUCUCGAUUGACGCCGGGGACUUCUCUUUCCAGUUCUACAAGAGCGGGGUGUUCACCGGGCCGUGCGGGACCAUGCUCGACCACGGCGUCACCGCCGUCGGGUACGAUAAGGACGCGAACGGGACUAAGUAUUGGGUGGUGAAAAACUCGUGGGGGACGAGCUGGGGAGAGGAGGGGUACAUCAGAAUGGAACGAGACAUUGCUGCUAAGCAUGGGCUCUGUGGGAUUGCCAUGGAUUCUUCUUAUCCAACUGCAUAGAAGCACCACCACCACGACGUUGUAUAUAUCUAUUUGCUGUCCGGCGGCCGGCGGCCGGCGGCGUGUUUCUUUCUUUCUUGGUUUAUGUAUAAAUGGGGA
This is a messenger RNA of Ipomoea nil (Japanese morning glory), 1156 nucleotides long. RefSeq names its product senescence-specific cysteine protease SAG39-like. Gene Ontology annotation, cellular component: lysosome. Bases 23 to 1057 code for a protein of 344 amino acids. Gene Ontology annotation, molecular function: cysteine-type endopeptidase activity. The transcript has 2 exons. Lineage: Eukaryota; Viridiplantae; Streptophyta; Magnoliopsida; Solanales; Convolvulaceae. The record is from RefSeq and is a predicted model, not a curated record.